Messenger RNA from Trichoderma reesei QM6a, 1355 nucleotides. RefSeq lists its product as uncharacterized. Gene Ontology annotation, cellular component: mitochondrion. Gene Ontology annotation, biological process: phosphatidylethanolamine biosynthetic process. NCBI's taxonomy places the organism in Eukaryota, Fungi, Ascomycota, Sordariomycetes, Hypocreales, Hypocreaceae. Gene Ontology annotation, molecular function: phosphatidylserine decarboxylase activity. The transcript has 5 exons. Bases 1 to 1344 code for a protein of 447 amino acids. The record is from RefSeq and is a predicted model, not a curated record.
AUGGUUUGGCAGCACGGUGACCACCACGAUAUUCCACGCCAGUGGCGCGUUUACAAGCCUGGCGCUUGGCUUCCGGCUGACCACCGUGUUCAUCGCGAAUAUCUUCGCCGCGUGACAGACCACGUCGACAAGCACCCCGAUGAAAAACUGACGCCAGCGCUGGAGGACCUCAAGGAAUUAAUCGAAGGUAACUCGAGAAUUUACAUGUACUUCACUCAGAUGUUCGAAGAAAUCCCCAACAAGCGACCGUACUGGCACGAUCCUACGGGCACCAAGCAGAUCCGCGACUAUCACCAUAUGCUCCAGGUGCUCAAUCACAUCGUCACCAGAGCUCCGGAAUGGACCGAUGCAGCUGAAAGCGCUGGCGUUGUUGGGGUGCCCUUUUGUGCGAUUCUCGACUAUCCCAUGGGUACGGCGAGCGGCCAUGCUGCCUUCUUGGACCCAGAGGUUAACAAAGCUAUCAAGAAGGUUCUAAACGAAUGGGGGAAGUAUCUUGAGUCUCCAGAAUCAGCAGAGGCUUUGGGGGAUCACAAACUUGGGUGGUUUGGCGAAACCGGCCAAAGCGAUCUUAUGGAAGUUGCCAAUGCCCCAUACAAGUCGUCCAUGAAAUUUGAAGAGAUGUAUGUCUGCGACCCAACCGCUAAAUUUCAUGGAUAUAAGUCCUGGGAUGACUUCUUCACUCGGAAGGUUCAUGACAAAGCGAGGCCGGUCGCAUCCCCGGAAGACGAUUCUGUCAUUGCGAAUGCAUGUGAGUCCAAAGUGUUCAACAUUCAGCGAGAUGCCCAACUGCGAGAUCGCUUCUUCGCCAAAGGCCAACCUUACUCCGUCCUGGAUAUGCUUGGACACGAUCCGCUGGCCCAGCAAUUCGCCGGUGCAACGGUCUACCAAGCGUUCUUAUCUGCGCUCUCAUAUCACCGCUGGCACUCUCCUGUCUCGGGAACCAUUCGACGCGCAUUUGUCCAGGAAGGCACCUACUUUAGCGAGCCAUUGUUCGAAGGCGUUGGCGAUCCGUCUAAUAAGGACAUUGAUACCGGCGGCAUUUCGGUCGGCCAAGGUUAUCUCUCCUCGAUGGCAACCCGGGGCAUCAUCUUCAUCGACGCCGACAACCCGGCCAUUGGUUUGAUGGCUUUCAUUGCCAUCGGUAUGGAUGAGGUUAGCUCCAUCGACAUAACUAUCAAGGAAGGGCAGCAUGUCAAGAAAGGCGAACAGCUGGGCAUGUUCCACUUUGGCGGUUCGACUCAUUGCCUGCUGUUCCGCAAGGGAGUCAACGUGUCCGGUUUUCCCGAAUUGGGCAGAAAGGAAAAUGUGCCUGUUCGUGGUAGACUUGCCGUCGUCACGCCCUAGGGAGCACGCCG